Messenger RNA from Mauremys mutica (yellowpond turtle), 1165 nucleotides. RefSeq names its product protein PXR1-like. The record is from RefSeq and is a predicted model, not a curated record. NCBI's taxonomy places the organism in Eukaryota, Metazoa, Chordata, Testudines, Geoemydidae. The coding region runs from base 89 to 901 and encodes 270 amino acids. The transcript has 6 exons.
CUUUAGAAACGUUACCAACUGAGACACGGUGUAUCCCCACUUCUUUUUCUUUCCCCUCAUGCAAUAAAAGAGCUGAAGGACUGGAACAAUGAACCAACUCGCAAGGCAUUUCUGGUUCACCUUUUCAGCUCUUUCUGUGACAUUCCCAUUGCAUUCUGAUGAGGUUUAUUCAGCUCCUGUAAGACCUUAUGCUGAGCUUCAGAAGACCAUCCUACCUGCUCUGGAAACUGACCCUGUUGAUUUGUUUCCAAACUACCCAGACUUUGCAAGCGUUGAUGGCACCCAGCACAAUACGAGCAUCAUUUGGAAUUUAGAGCCACGCUCUCUGUCCAAGAGAUCGAUCAACUGGAAUAAAGUGAUCCCAAACCGGCCAGCCUUAGCUGAGAUUGUUGUUGUUGGCUCUGUGUCCAUCAUUCUUGCUCUGCUGAGUGGAAUGGUCCUUUGGUAUUUCAUACUCAAAUGGACGAAGGAAGAGAAAGCGUUGACUUUUGGUUUCAGGCUCCUUUCUAAACAGAUUCCAUUUGGGAAUCUAGCCCGAGGGGAUGAAGAGUGGAGGGGGCAUGAGGAAGGCAGUGCAUGGCAAAGAAGAAUUGAGAAGUUCAAAGGGUUUGAUUUUUCAGCUUUGAAGCCCAAAAGGAAGAAAAAGAAAGUAUCAAAGGAGGAUAAGAAAGCAAAGGAAAUGAAGGAAAAGCAGGAGAAGCCACCUGAAGAAAUGAGUGAAAAACAGGGAGAGAAAGAGAAGCUACCUGGAGAAGGGAAGGAAAAGAGGGAAAAGAAACCAAAGGUGGCAAAGAGACAAGAAAAACAAAAGAAAUUGAGAAAAAUCAAGAAAACAAAGUCAAAACUGCAACUAAAGCACCCCAAAGGAAAGAAGUCACCAAGUCGGAAGAAACUGAAGUGAAGAACUCUAAUCAACAGGAUUCAGGUGAAAUGAAAUGGAAGCUGGAAAGCAAAAGGAAACAAUGAGAGAGAAAAGAAAUAUGUAGGAGGAAGGAACUGGCCUGACCGAUGGCACCAUCUGAACCAGGAAGACCCAGAGGCAGGAAUGCUAAUGGGCUGGUGUCUGGUUCAGAAACCUAGGGGAUGGAUAGUCGGAAUGAUUUUCAUCUUCUUUUGUUCCCUGAUGAGAAUGUUGUACUGCUGGUGGGGUACAAAUGUCAUAAUA